ACGAGGAGGUGGGAUUUUAGCUACCGUCCAUCUUCAGCUACAUUACAGUGAGCGAGUCUAUCGAAAAGAAAAGUAAAGAAGUAAAGAAGAUUUACUGGAAAUAGUUUUGGCUUUAUUUGAAAUAAGACAAACGAAAAACCAUAUACUAGAUCACUUGUGACAGACGGAAUGUGGAAAUUGUCGUAGUCAGAGCCAUGGCUGAUAAAAGAAAACUACAAGGUGAAAUUGACAGAUGUUUGAAAAAAGUAGCGGAAGGUGUUGAACAGUUUGAGGACAUCUGGCAAAAACUCCACAAUGCAGCUAAUGCGAAUCAGAAGGAAAAAUACGAAGCUGAUCUCAAGAAAGAGAUUAAAAAACUUCAGCGAUUGAGAGAUCAAAUAAAAACAUGGGUGGCCUCCAACGAGAUCAAAGACAAACGGCAGCUAGUAGAGAACCGAAAACUAAUAGAAACGCAAAUGGAACGGUUCAAAGUGGUGGAACGUGAAACGAAAACAAAAGCCUACUCUAAAGAAGGCUUAGGGCUUGCUCAGAAGGUGGAUCCAGCUCAGAGGGAAAAGGAAGAAACGGGACAGUGGCUAACGAAUACAAUAGAUACACUAAAUAUGCAGGUGGAUCAGUUUGAGAGCGAGGUGGAAUCUCUUUCAGUCCAGACGCGGAAGAAGAAGGGCGAUAAAGACAAGCAAGAUCGUAUCGAUGAACUCAAGCGGUUGAUUGAGAGACAUAGAUACCAUAUUCGCAUGUUGGAGACAAUUCUACGGAUGCUGGACAAUGACUCUGUACCGGUGGACGCUAUCCAGAAGAUCAAGGAUGACGUUGAAUACUACAUUGAUUCCUGUCAAGACCCGGACUUUGAGGAGAACGAGUUCCUGUAUGAUGACCUAGACCUGGAAGACAUCCCUCCGGCACUUGUUGCCACUUCUCCAUCAGGCAAUGUGGAAGAUGACAUGUACCUUCACUCUAGCAGCACUCCCACCUCUACUACAUCUUCUUCGCCCAUCCCUCCGUCUCCGGCUACUUGCACUGCUGAGAACUCAGAGGACGAUAAGAAAAGGGGACGGUCGACAGACAGUCACGUUAGUCAGUCGCCUGUGAAGAACGGUACCCCUUCCUUGCAAUCUUCUUUCUCUUCUUCCGUCACCUCCGGGUCCUCUUCUUCCUCCUCCCUGUCUAUGGCAAGUGUUGUUGGAGGUGUUCCUGUGGUUCCCACCAGCAGCAGUCUCAUAGGAAGUUUCAGCAGUGCGGUACAGCAGCAUCAGCAUCAAUCUGCACAGCAGCAGCACCAGUCUCAGCCAUCAAAUCAGUCGCAGCAGCAACAGCAGCCACCUCAAACGAAACCUUCGGUCCCCUCAAACAAUGCCCCCAGUCCACCUAGCAACCAAGCUCUCCCAGCAUCCACCGCCCCCUCCCUGUCCACACCCAGCACACCCAGUUCAACAGCUCCCAACUCUGGGUCUACCCCAUCAUCCAGUCUUGGGCUCGGGUCGGAUUUAAGGAAAAGCGGCAUGAGCGGGACCAGCAAUGCUAACCAGAUGCCAAGCUUAGGCUUGGCAGGCCACACCACUCCGUUAAACACAAUGGCAGGCCUAAUUACAAGUUCCACGUCUGCCCUUUACGCGCACGCAGCAGCAUCUGGUGGACUUGGUCUGAGCAACACCACUCAGUCCAGCGUUUUGCCUGAGAGCAGCAAUUCCAUCUCCAAUUCAAGCUCCAGUGGAAUCACCACCAACGGAGCCGGGUCUGGGCUCAGCUUGCUAGGCUCUAGCUCAGCCCACAUCUCUCUGGGUAACAGCAUAUUGGGUCUGGUCCCUGGGCAAAGCGUGGCCCCCGCUGCAUCACAGGGGCCCCCGAGUUCUGCCAACUCCACCCCCGGAGCAGUUGGCCUGAUGGUCGGAAACAGCGGGAACGCCGGUGUGGCUGGAGUGAACGCUGCUCCUGCCAGACCUCCGAGUGGAUUAAAGCAGAAUGGAAGCCCAAGUUACAGUGCUGUAGUGGCAGAGAGUUCCACUGAAUCAGCUCUAAGCACACCAAGCCAGUCACAAAGCAGCCAAGCCUCCUCACUCAGCUCCUCGACAAGCCAGCCCAUGGACAAUGGCCCCAGCUUAAUUAGCUCCAUCACAUUGCCCCCAAGCUCUCCCUCCCCCUCCUUCUCAGACAGCACACCGGGUGGAGGGAGCCUCCUCAACGGGCCCCACUCAUUUCCUCAGGCCUCUGAGGGCCUUAAGGCUCCGGAGCCCCUCAGCUCUUUGAAGGCGAUGGCUGAGAGAGCGGCGCUGGGAUCAGGAAUAGAGGGAGAGAUCUCCAACCUGCACGUAUCCAACAGAGGGCUGAACGAUAUUUUUUCUGUUUCAUCGGCAGCACCCGGCACACCUGCAGCUCCUCAACCAUCUGUUUCGGAGGUCAGCAUCCCCCCUUCGCUUGGGGUUUGUCCACUGGGCCCAACUCCUCUCUCCAAAGACCAUCUCUACCAGCAGGCGAUGCAGGAGUCUGCAUGGACGCACAUGCCUCACCCCUCUGACUCUGAGAGGAUCAGGCAAUACCUGAUGAGGAACCCAUGUCCUACCUUGCCAUACCACCAUCAAGUACCACCCCACCACUCUGACACCAUAGAGUUCUACCAGAGGCUGUCCACAGAGACGCUCUUCUUCAUCUUCUACUACCUGGAGGGCACCAAGGCUCAGUAUUUAUCUGCCAAGGCUCUAAAGAAACAAUCAUGGAGGUUUCACACCAAGUACAUGAUGUGGUUUCAGAGGCACGAAGAGCCCAAGACUAUCACUGACGAGUUUGAGCAGGGCACUUACAUUUACUUCGACUAUGAGAAAUGGGGCCAGAGGAAAAAAGAGGGGUUCACCUUCGAGUACAGGUAUCUGGAGGACAGAGACUUGCAGUGACACACAGAGAGGGACGCAAAAGGACAGAGAAAAACAAAACGUGCUGCUGUUGACAUUCCGAGACUGAACUCCAAACUGUGGAUAGAGAUUGUGAUGUGUAGUAGAACCUCCCUCCUGAAACAGGGGCCGGUGUCUGUAUAGGCUGCAUCUCAAUGUGAAGCCCUAGCUCCUCGUGUAGUGCUUUUCUUUUCUUUUUGACACCACCACCCUGUGGGUCCGAUCAAACAUCCCUGCGCUGCACGAGCUGGGAAGGCUCCUUUUGGAGAUCCGCGUCUGUGCCUGUUUGUGUACACACUCAGUAUGUGGCAUUAGGAAAAGCCCUAAUCCCCUCCCCAUGCAUGUUUCUCAUAUUUUUUUCUUCUUUUUCCGUUUCAACGAUUCUCUGUACCACCUGCCCAACAUGAGCCUGGAAGCCUUUGACUCAACACGAAAACAAACCUUGGAUUUGAUUGUUAUGGUGCCCAUCUUGUAUUUUCUGUAAUUCGAUGGUUUAAAACGGGACGUUCAGUGGACAUUUAGUGAUGGUGUGUAGGAACGGCUUCUUUUAAGACCCUACAAUGCCUGUUGAAUAUGGUCACUAUUGAAGAUAGUGAGCGCUUAUCAAUAGUUUUAUUGAUAUUGUCUUGGUCGGUUAAAAACGUGAUUGAGAGUGACCACAGGGCCUCUCCCUGUGUAAGGGAAAGAGUCCUUAUUGGACAAGGAUUAAAUUGCUAUGCAAUUGAACUGGUCUCUGACUCUCUUUACAAAUAAAAUGUUUUUAAGUUAACCUCUCAAA
This is a messenger RNA of Cyprinodon tularosa, 3663 nucleotides long. It is a transcript of the gene cnot3a, whose product is annotated as CCR4-NOT transcription complex, subunit 3a. Gene Ontology annotation, cellular component: CCR4-NOT core complex; nucleus; P-body. The transcript has 18 exons. NCBI's taxonomy places the organism in Eukaryota, Metazoa, Chordata, Actinopteri, Cyprinodontiformes, Cyprinodontidae. Gene Ontology annotation, biological process: regulation of DNA-templated transcription; nuclear-transcribed mRNA poly(A) tail shortening; regulation of stem cell population maintenance. The record is from RefSeq and is a predicted model, not a curated record. Bases 195 to 2888 code for a protein of 897 amino acids.